AUGGCAUCGACACCAGCAGCUCUAGUAAUGAUCCAGCACAAGGAUUUACAGUAUAUUACAGUUUCCCUGUGCCUUCGUGUCGGGGAUAGGUCUCUCACUGUCAUUUGUGCUUACGAGCCGAAUGGCAGUGUAGAGAACCCGGCCUUCUUGGAGUCUCUGGGAGGGGUGCUGGAAAGUGCUCUGACCGGGGACUCCAUCGUUCUACUGGGGGACUUCAACACUCACGGCCUGUUCCUCAAGCCCUCUGAGGCCAUCAAAGGUCGGACCUCUGGAGAUGACUACUCCCACUCUAGCUGUGCCAGUGACUGCUUCCGUCACGCUCCAGUUCCCCAGCUGUCUUUCUCCUACAGGCCUACUCACAGUGAAUUGAGUGAAACAAACCCAAACCUCACCCACUGUGACACACAACACAUGCUGCAGGACUGUCUUCUCAUGAUGGCCACACAGAGAAAAUGCCACAAAGUGUCAAGUGUUGCUUUCUUAAUCUGUCUCUUUGCUGUCUCAUUUCAAGCUGUGAUUUGUGAUGAUGUGCAUGAAGAUUCAGACGUCAACACCCGUGGAGAUGGUGAUCUACUCCUUCUAACAGGAAAGGUGCAGAAUAAAGAAGAUCAUCAGAUCCAGAUUGUCAUUUUCCCCACUAUGUCACCUGAUUCAGAGACGCCACAAACUAAGACCACUGAGUCAACUCAGCCUAACACACAGACCCCAGAUCAGACCGAACCAAACCCACCUGAAAUAAACAGUGUCACUUCUAAGAUGAAGACACUCUAUACAGGCAAUGUGGUCUGUGUGGAUAAAAUACCAGUGCGAUACAAAUAUGAUGUGCUGCUGAAACUAAAGGCCUCCUCCACAUGUGAAGAGACUAAAGUCAAGAUACAGAGUGUUCUAGAACAUCUCUGUGGUGAAGACUGCAAACUUGAAAUCUAUCAGAAAGACAACAUGGAUGAGAUAAUUGUUUAUGGAGACAGCGUUGAAGCUGAUCCUGAAGGAAUGGCUGGGAAGUUCAACAAUGACAACAUCACCGAUAAGGUGGAAGUAGAGGAGGCAGUGUCCCGAAUUGCCCAGCAGUCUAAAAUUGUCUUCAUCUCUCUUCUGAUAACGGGUUUGCUUCUUGCUACUUUGUUAAUUGCUGGAUAUCUUCUAAAGACUAAUCGAGGACAAUCGAAAGGGCAACAACUGGCUGAGGACUCCUUUCAAGUGGAGAACCAAGGAAACACACUGCUGUCUGUGGCUCCUCUGCCAAAACAGGAGCCUUUGGACAAGUCCAUCAUCAAUGGGGACUCUCCAGAAUCUCCCCCCACCAAUGGGCACUCUGCCACCCAGACACAAGUGGCUGAUACUCCAAUGUAAGAGUCUCCGUGUCAACAUCAAUCCAACGUCCAACAUGAAGAGUGAACAAACAUCAUGGCUUAUCAUGCACAAUAACAUUAGGUGUGAUAAAAACGGCAACAUUGAUAUUGAUAACAAUGAUGAAAGCACAAUAAACUGAUUGUUAGGCAGCCUUUUGUGUAAAUGCAAGAGAUAAAAGAACCAAAUCUGUUUCAGCUGAGCCUGAAAUGUUAGCUGAUGAAUAACAAUUCAGAAACCAGAUCAAUUAUAUACAAACAUCAAACAUUUACACUUUCAAUUAUGUUUGGAUUAAACCAGUGCUUCCAUGGUUAAGAAAUAUGAUGAAUAGGAUUUGUAUUAUACGUUUAGAUGAGCCAAAAAUCUUAUCUAUGUACAGUAUUCAUAAUGGAAAAGCAUUCUCAAAUCUACAACUGCUGCUCUACAUACUGUACAUAGUAUGCUUUGGUACAGUACAUCAGAAAAUGUACUAUUGUCCGGAUUCAGCGGUUCUGAAAUUAGGAUUCUUAUCAGUUCAAAUGUGGUUAUCAACCCUGGCCUUUCAUAUAGUGUUAUUUUCUAUUGCCUAUGUUAGUAUUUUGCAUUUUCCACUCUUGAUUUGAUUCAUUUCAGUAAGGUUCUGGACGUUUAUGCAUUUCAGAGAUUUUGCUUUUGUUCAAAGCAACUUUUGCAUUCAAAAUACAUUUAAUCAGUAUGUGUGAUUCCUCAGGACCAUGGUAUUAUUAGCAUCUCUACAAGCUGAGCUUAAAAUGUGUAAUAAGCAAAAAGUUUGAGUGGUAGAGUGUUAACAAAUACUGCUAAAAAUCUUGUGUUAGACACAUCACUCAUUAACCACAUUUGCAUGUAGAUCUUAAUGGCAAUGUCUGAUGAAUCACUGAUGUCAUCAUAUUUUUAAAAAGCCAAACUCGUCUCUACAACAAAUUGCAAAUUUGACCUUUACAGUAACUGCAUAUAUUUUUAUACAAAGUAUAUUUUGUUUUAUAAUUUUUUGGUUUGGUGUGUAAUCUAGACAUUCAAUUUAGUAUUGUUGUUUAGCAUGUGGAAGUGUAUGUGUAUGAGUGAGUGCUUAAAUAGUUUUGUUUGUCAUAUUAAAUUGUCAAUUGUUCAAUUGGCAAAUUUCUCAACCUCUAAACAAUAAAACACAAUUUUCAUGAUGUUUGAACACAAUAGCAGUAAUAAGUGAUUAGCAUAGUAUGUGUUUUAUUUUUUUUAUUUUUUUACUGUAAUUAUCUUGAUGUUCUGAGAAAAUUAAACAAAAAAUCAACAUUGAAUAAACUUCUGUA
This is a messenger RNA of Carassius carassius (crucian carp), 2630 nucleotides long. RefSeq lists its product as uncharacterized. The transcript has 12 exons. Gene Ontology annotation, cellular component: membrane. Gene Ontology annotation, biological process: cell adhesion. The record is from RefSeq and is a predicted model, not a curated record. The coding region runs from base 1 to 1350 and encodes 449 amino acids. Lineage: Eukaryota; Metazoa; Chordata; Actinopteri; Cypriniformes; Cyprinidae.